AUGUCUUCAUUGGGAAAAGCAACUCAUCUUUGGAAUUAUAGAUUCCGAUUUUCUUCCAUUACAGAUGAUGACGACAACAAUGAUGAUGAAACAGUAGAUCUUUUGUCAAAAACUUAUAUUGAUAGAUCCCAUGAUGUCUACCAGGACGAAAUCAUAAUUACUCAUGCAAAGGACAUGAAUGUUGCCUUUGACAAAUUAUUUAAUUUAGCACCAUUACCUGAAGAAAUAUCAAAAGUUUCAGACUUGAAUAAAACAGACUUUAAGUUAAAAAAAAAAAAUAGUUUUAAUGACUUUAAUAAUAAUAAUGUUGAUGGUUACCAAUCUAAAAAAAGGUCAAUGUCUACAGCAAGUGAGCCAUGCAGAAUGACAAGAUAUGCAAGUAUAAGUUCAAAUAAACAGAAGAAAGAUUCUUACUUGGGCACCUCAGAAUCUUAUGUAAUAUCAGAGUUGUCUCAUCCAAUGUGCCAAGAAUAUACUGAGAUGUUGUUGGAUAGUUUGGGUAAACAGUUAACAGACACUUCAAAAGAACGUGAUUGUUAUAAAGAUUUUUUAAAGAAAAUGAAUGGAAAAUUGGCAGCAACUGAUAUGUUGAAAGAUAUUGAACAUGAGAGAGAAGUAUUGAAAAAAGAAUUAGAAAAAUUAGAGGCAGAAACAAGUCAACUUGAUGAGCUCGAAGAAAAUUAUUGGAAAGAAUUUAAUAAUUUUCAUAUUCAAUUACAAUCUUUUCAAAAUGAUAGGGAUAGUAUAAAUUUAAAAUAUGACCAUGAUACAAAAUUAUUAGAAAAAUUACAUAGAACCAAUGUCUAUAAUGACACUUUUUGUAUUGGUCAUGAUGGAUAUUUUGGAACUAUAAAUGGAUUUCGACUUGGACGUUUACCCAAAAUUCCGGUGGAGUGGAAUGAAAUCAAUGCUGCAUGGGGACAAACUGCAUUAUUGCUAUCAAUAAUUGCAAAACGGCUUAAAUUUACAUUUCAAAAGUAUGGUACAGGUGAUAUUGCAAUAGGAAGAUUAUUUCAGAAUCGUCGUUUUGAUAGUGCAAUGGUAGGAUUUUUGAAUUGCCUACAGCAAUUAGGAGAAUAUGUGGAAAGUGAAGAUCCCAAAUUAAAUUUACCAUACCGAAUUAACAAAGAUAAAAUCAACGAUGCAUCGAUACGACUACAAUUCAGUGUGGAAGAAUGGACAAGAGCAUUAAAAUAUACUUUGGCAUAUCUUAAAUGGAUUUUAGCAUAUGCAUCAUCAAUUAAAAAUGGAUCUGGCAAAAAUUAA
This is a messenger RNA of Entrophospora sp. SA101, 1266 nucleotides long. The record is from the annotation of a GenBank genome assembly. Lineage: Eukaryota; Fungi; Glomeromycota; Glomeromycetes; Entrophosporales; Entrophosporaceae.